AGUUAGGAAGGCACGUGCGCCUAUAGGUUGCAUAAAUGUAUGCUUUUUGUAUUUUACGCGAUACAAUUAUCUAGACGGAAAAUUGCGUAGUCAGACAAAUCCUCUAUGAUUGAACUCAUCACGAGCAAUUAAUCACACACCUACGAUAUGUGAUAUCAGUAUUCUUGUAAGAUCUGUGGUUAGUCAUCCGCUACACGUUCGCUAGUAUCCUACAAAUUUUGUUGUCUAUUAUGUUGUCACACGACAUAUUAAUUAGAACUGGGAAUAUACUUUCCCUGAACGAGCCAAAAACAAAAGCAAGUCAAAAUCCAACGGAUGAGCUAAUUGAAACACUGAAGAUUGUGCUCAGAGAGAAUGAAGGCAGUGGUGAGAACCCAAUGAUUAUUAAAGGAAAAGAAGAUAAUGCUUUGCAAGAUAUCAAUAGAGAAGAUGUCAAGAUAACUGUGAAGGUAUUUAUGUCCUCACCCGAUGUAGACUUAUUGAAGGAAGCUAUUGAUCAAGUCUGUAAUUCUUUGAACACAAAUGCAAUCGAGUCUUUGGUUAUUGCCUAUGAAGGCAAAGAAAGUUCGGAAGAACUACUGACAUCUUUGAAAAAAUUAUGGGCUGGAGUAGAAGAAUAUGUAAAAAUUGGUAAAUUGUCCAGUGUUGGCCUGAGUGAUGUCAAUACAAAUGAAUUUAUUGAUAUAUUUCAGUGGGCAAAUGUGAAGCCUAAUAUUGUACAAAUUAGCUUAGCUACUUGCUGUGUUGUACCACCAGCUUUGCAGGAAUUCACUAAAGAAAAUGAUGUGCAGUUGUUGACUCACAGUGAUCCUGCCCAGAUUCUCCCACAAAAAGAGUUAAACGGAUUGAUAAACGACAAUGUAAGCUUAUAUUGGGUUACAAGAUACCAAGUUCAUCUGAAGUGUCGCGGUAUUUUAUCUUCAAAGGGCUACUUAAUAUACAUGAAGAAAAUAACAAAAUAAUAAUAAUUGUUCUUAUUACUAGUAUAAUAAGGCACUAGGUAACAAUCAGUUCUGUGGUACACAUUAUAUUAAUAUUUACAAUUAUAAACUGUUAUAAAUUUUGGUGUUUCGUACUUACCGAAUCCAUAUUAUAUUUGUAAUAAUUAAUUUCAUUCUUGUAUCUAUAAAGUUUAUUUUAUAUGCACAUUUGUGGAAGUAAACUUAAUUCGCAUAA
This is a messenger RNA of Hylaeus anthracinus, 1176 nucleotides long. RefSeq names its product glutamate--cysteine ligase regulatory subunit (gene Gclm). Gene Ontology annotation, cellular component: glutamate-cysteine ligase complex. Lineage: Eukaryota; Metazoa; Arthropoda; Insecta; Hymenoptera; Colletidae. The transcript is spliced from 6 exons. Gene Ontology annotation, biological process: glutathione biosynthetic process. The coding region runs from base 231 to 962 and encodes 243 amino acids. Gene Ontology annotation, molecular function: enzyme regulator activity; glutamate-cysteine ligase catalytic subunit binding. The record is from RefSeq and is a predicted model, not a curated record.